GAAAUUAAAAUGUUAAAUCAAUUAUUUCAACUAAAUAACAACUUUUAUCAAUCAUAUAAAAAUAUUGCGUGCAUUUAUCGCAUGUCGCAUUACAACAUUCUAUAAUAUAUUACACGCAGCACGCAAACCUGCACGAAGCAUAGUGAUAAACUAUAACUUUAAUUAUAAGUUGACAAAGUUUUAGGUAUAUAGCUCUUAUAAUGAGAAAGUGGGGCACUCAGCGCCCGUAAUAUUUCUUCAUAAAUUUUGUAUUAAGAAGCGUAAUUUUCUAACGUUUUUGGUGAUUAUUUAUGGUGUACAUUUCUAAUUAGUUUCGCGAAAAAAUUUUCAAGUAAACAGUUAAUUUUUAGUUGUGAAAAAUAUAACUUUUGAAAUGAGUGAAGAGUUGGUGAUUUAAUUGGCCAACUUACUCCUUAAAUUGACGGUAGAACAUUAGGAGAAUAUUUCAAAUUGAUGGUGGAAGAGAACCUAAAUUUGGUGGCGACCACGAAUAGAUACCCAGUGACCAAUCGGACUUCGGCGGUAAUAAUGCUCAGUCCAAAUGUGCAUCAAAUAGUUCCAAAAAAAUAAGAUAUUGGCAAAACACAACUGCCAUAACUAUUUGCAUCCUCUGAAAAAGCUACCAACAUAUUCUAAGAAAACCGUGAUAGUGCUUUCAACUGCUCAUGCCCACGAAGUUUUAAAUUCUGUAACAAAAGACCACUAGUCAAUCUUGAUUAUAAUGGGCAUAAAGGUGGUGUUGAUACUUUUGACGUGGAUUAUCUCUGGAAAUAAAAACAAACGACUAGUCCAUGGCAUUAUUUUAUAAUAUGCUGGAUAUUGCUGGACUUGCAGCACUCAAGCUGUGUGAUCUCAGUCACCCUAUGUGGAACACAAAUAAAUCUGAAAAACGCAAAACAUUUUUGAAAUAACUAUCUAUAGAGCUAGCGCAGAAUCAGUUACAAAACCAAUGCUAAAAUUGUAAUGGACUCGAUAAAUUUCAAACGGUUUCCGGCAGUGGCGAGCUCUCGACCAGCAAUACAGAUCAACAAUUUGAAUCAAUGGAGUAAAACCUGCAAAACUGCUAAGAUCGAUAGUAAAACAACAGCAGUUUGUGACCAUUGCUUUAUUUCGACAUGCUCCAAACACUAUAUAAGGACGUGUGAAAAGUGCUAUUUUACAAAAUACAAUGUCGAAGCUGAUACGGACUCAGAUAAUAAUGAAGAUGCGGACAAUAGUCCAACAACGUCUACACCCAAUCAAAAUGCAUUAAACCACAGCGAAGAAUUUCACCAAUUUGAGCAGUUUGAAAUUAAUACUUUAUUUAAUUUUCGUGUUUUUCAAUAAAAAUACUUUUGUUUCUAG
Molecule: messenger RNA, 1344 nt
Organism: Bactrocera tryoni
Lineage: Eukaryota; Metazoa; Arthropoda; Insecta; Diptera; Tephritidae
Exons: 2
Coding region: 964-1326 (120 amino acids)
Source: RefSeq, a predicted model, not a curated record